Molecule: messenger RNA, 1080 nt
Organism: Diaporthe citri
Lineage: Eukaryota; Fungi; Ascomycota; Sordariomycetes; Diaporthales; Diaporthaceae
Exons: 3
Coding region: 1-1080 (359 amino acids)
Molecular function (GO): heme binding; oxidoreductase activity, acting on paired donors, with incorporation or reduction of molecular oxygen; monooxygenase activity
Source: RefSeq, a predicted model, not a curated record
AUGAGCAUUAGCGGAAAGGCUCUUGAGAUUAUGGGUCAGGGCCCUAUUGAGAACCAUGGCUUUGUGCAUCAGAUCACUGUUGAGACCAGCAAGGGUCUCACUCCCGGGCCUAGUCUCGACGAGUUAAAUGCCAAAGCAGUGCAAAUCCUCAACAGGAGUAUGGAGGCACUGUGUGCCAAGAAGACGACCACCACCAUGAACCUGUUCGCAUGGGCUUCACAGGAGAUUAUGUUGGCUACGACAAAUGCGGUUUACGGAUCUAAGAACCCAUUCAAGGACCCCACCGUCCAGGACGCUUAUUACAAAUAUGAGGCCGGUUUGAUCACACUGAUUACAGGCCUUAUGCCAUCAGUAUUGGCCAGGCAGAGUCUUCAAUCGCGAGAUGUUCUGGCUGAAGCCUUUAUAAAGUAUUAUCCUGAAGGCGGUCUUGACCAAGGCUCAUCAUCGGUCUAUGCACGCAAUAGAUACGAGUACCCUUCCAAGCUUGGUAUACCAAUGAGAGACAUUGCAAGGAUGGAAGCAGGAGGCUCAAUUGGGCUCAUCAGUAACACAAUGCCAGCAACAUUUUGGACGCUCUACCACUUACUCUCUGACCCGGUUGCCCUCAGGGACUGCCGUGAAGAAGUAUCCAAAGCUGAUAACGGAUACAGGGGAAACACGGUUCUCAUCCCGAGUACUGUUCAGCACAGCUCAUCGCCUGCUUGGGGUGUCAACGUGCACGAGUUCUACUACAAGCGAUUUGUGAAACCCAAGAAACACAAUCCGGUCGCAUUUCGCGCCUUUGGUGGAGGAGCCACACUCUUUCCAGGCCGCCAUUUCGCCUCCACCGAGAUUCUGGCCUUCGCCAGCGUGAUCCUAUUACGAUUUGACGUCAAGCCGGUGGGCAGCAGUGGUUGGGGGACUGCGGGAUACAAGGAAGCCAAUGCUUCCUUCCGUUUGCCUAAACCAGAUGUCGAGGUGGAGCUCAUUCCUCGGGAUAACAAGAAAUGGGUCGUGUUUUUCUCAGAGCCUGGAAGGGCAAUGGGGAUCUCGAGCGAGGAUAUAACGGCAGCUGGAGGGCAGAGUCAGGUUGCUCAUUAA